AUGGCCGCUGCGCGUUCGUUAUGGAUUCAUUUUCCGAAGAAUACAACCUUUUUUUCUCGAGUUACAAGGUUCACGGACUCUGUUUGGAUCGUGGUGAUCCUGAUGGUUUGUUGGGUUCGCGACACCGCCUACGGGUCCAACGUUCUCUUAGCGACGAUGGGCGGCACGAAGUCGCAUACCGUGCCCUUCGUCGCCCUCGGCAACAGUUUGAAGGCCCGGGGUCACAACGUGACCCUGAUGAGCGCGUUUCCUGGCCCCGCCUCGAACAACGGCCUGCAGGAGCUCGUCCCGCCCAUCUUCGAGGCUUAUGUUGGGAAUUACACGUCGGAAUGGGACCUGGUGGGUGCAAGAUUCCGCGACGAAAUGCCUAUCUCACCAUGGGAUGCAAUGCGAUAUGCCUGGGAGGCUUGCGAGGCGCUUCUCGGAGACGAACAAUCCGUUUCCUGGUUGAGAAAACCGGACGGGAAUCCUCGUGCUCGAUGGGAUGUCGCGGUCGUCGACGGAGCCUACCCCGAGUGCCUUCUGGGAGUCCUCCACGGGGAAAAUGUGCCCACGAUAAUGCUGAACACGGUUGCCUUGUAUAGCGGUUCGAUAGCACUCCAAGGUAAUCCGUCGCCAUGGUCGGUCACUCCAUACUUUGGCAAAUCCUUUACGCAGGAUAUGAACUUUUUUCAAAGGGUUUUAAACGCCGCUUGCCUGGUCACGCUAAAAAUCAUGCAUUGGAUUAUGAUUACAGGGUAUAUUCAACCUGUUCUGCGGAAAUAUUUGGGUGAUCAAUUGCCCGAUGUACGAGACCUGACAACAGAGAUACCACUCACGUUACAAAACAGUCACUAUAGCGUUGCUGACUCUCUUCCCUAUUUGACGAACGUCGUGAACGUUGCUUGCCUUCAUUGUAAUCCAGCAACAAAACUCAGCACCGAGCUGGAGACGUUCUUGCAACGGGGUUUCAUUUUCGUUUCGAUGGGUUCGUCGGUUCGCGCGUCGGGUAUGCCGGAGGCUCUUCGUCAGACCUUCGUGGCAGCUUUUGCCACGCUCCCCUAUAACGUCGUGUGGAAAUGGGAAGCCGGGAAGAUCAAAGAUCUACCGUCGAACGUCCGAACGGCGGCUUGGUGGCCGCAGCAAGAUCUACUCGGGCACGCAAAGCUUCAAGCGUUCGUCUCUCACGGCGGCCUGCUGUCUCUCCACGAGGCCGCUUAUCACGGCGUCCCGACGCUCGUCCUGCCAGUCUUCUGCGAUCACGAUGGGAACGCUGCCCAAGCUGAGAAAUUAGGCUACGCUCUCGUGAUGAAUCUGGCGAGCAUAUCGAUCGGAAAUCUCCGCGAAGGCAUCCUCGAGGUGGCGGCCGCUCACAACAAUUCGUAUCGGAUGGCAGCGAAAAAGAGGAGCUCGUUACUACGAGAGUUGCCAAUUAGCCCCAGGAGAUUAGCGACCUGGUGGGUGGAGCACGUUAUCGAGUACAAAGGAGCCGAACAUCUGAAAAGUUCUACAAGAUACAUGAGCGUCGUCCAUUAUUACUCCAUCGAUGUCGUGAUGUUUUACGGGAUGAUGUUGAUGGUACUAGUGUACGGAUUGAAAAAGUUAUGCUGGAGGACGAUAUCCAAACAAGUUGUUAUUAAAAAGAAACUAGACUGAACUGCACUUACAGUGUCUUGCGUGAACUUUUUAUGUAUUUAUUGUGUUUUAUGUAUAUUGUAAUCGAUAGGAAUCCCAAACUUCGAAUGUAAUGC
Molecule: messenger RNA, 1730 nt
Organism: Colletes gigas
Lineage: Eukaryota; Metazoa; Arthropoda; Insecta; Hymenoptera; Colletidae
Gene: Ugt50B3
Product: UDP-glucosyltransferase 2
Exons: 9
Coding region: 1-1635 (544 amino acids)
Molecular function (GO): UDP-glycosyltransferase activity
Source: RefSeq, a predicted model, not a curated record